GUGGCACAAUCCGUGUUAUUACCAACCCCAAAGCGGUGCUCCUGAAUGGGUAAGGCACACAAACAUCCGCCAGGCAAAACUGCCUCUUCCACAAAGCUUGAGAAUUCGAACAAUACGAAACCCGUUAACUCACCCAAUAAUACACACAAGUCACAACCAAAAAAUAUUCAAAAGGUGUCUUCGUCAACCAAAGAUCUUAUCAAGCAUAUGAGUAUGAAAGCGGUGCUAUUCCUGAUCCUCUGCAUGGCUAUACGUGUCAUAUACACACACUCCUAUGAAGCAGCUCUGGAACACAAACAGACGAAAGCACAGAAACCUGAGGUGGAUACAGAAGCACCCAUGAGAGUUCAUGAUGACAAUCCUACUCUGUGUGGGCAGGCUGGAUAUACAGUUGUUCUGCCACCGACGGUGUUCAUCGGCGUUCUGGUGAGAAAUAAAGCCCACGUACUUCCGUAUUUCCUACAUGGACUCGAGAUACAGGACUACUUGACUAAAAGAAUCCAGCUACUAUUCUUAGCAGACAACUCAAUUGACGAUAGUGUCAAUGUGUUAUCCCAGUGGAUUGAUUCUGUCAGAGAACGCUACCAUCUGGUGAAUUUGGAAAUUGGUGGCGAUUAUUUGGCACACAGCAAAAUGUGGUCCACUGAACACUACGAACAUGUUGCACUUUUAAGGCAACGGCUUUUGAACGCAGCCAGGAAAUCAUGGGCGGAUUUCUACCUCACUAUAGAUGCUGAUGUCAUUUUGAUGAAUCCAGACACGCUAAAGCAUCUUAUAGAAUCUGCACAGAAUCCAGGCAAAAUUUCUUCAGAAUUCUCCGACCCGUUACCCGCAAUCUCACCGCUGAUGAACUGCACAUCGUCGGAGUUUUAUUCAAACUUUUGGGGAGCUAUGACGGAAACCGGAUAUUAUGCGCGAUCUGACACGUACUUUGACAUACAACGGCGGUCAGUUAUCGGCUUAUUUGAAGUCCCAAUGGUGCAUAGCAUUAUUCUCGUUAACUUACGUCAUAAACUUAGCGAGAACCUGCGAUAUUACCCACCUCCUUUUGGAUACAAAGGCCCAUUGGACGAUCUAAUUAUUUUUGCUAGAUCAGCACAAUUGUCGCACGUGCCAUUCUAUCUGGACAACAGAGAAUUCUAUGGUUAUCUGCCAGCUCCCGUGGACGAAAGUGACGUUUUCGGUCCAGGAUCACCUACGGAACAGUGGCUCAGGCGAGAGGUCGAACUGUUCGUGCACCUACGUCUGGAAGUUUUGAUCGACCAGGAGAACAGUAUGAGGGUACUACCCAGCGAAGCACUCAAGGAUGUGGCCGAAAAUUAUUUGCCUCCUAGGAGUAAACUAGGAUUCGAUGAAGUUUAUUACAUAAAUCUUUUACGUCGCAAAGAUCGUCGAGACAAAAUGGAGUAUUUUCUCGAUCAACUGGGGAUAGAUGCCCGCCACGUGGCCGCCGUGGACGGGAUGUUGUUGACAUCGGAGAACAUCACCAAACUGGGAAUCAAGCAGCUGCCUGGUUACGCUGAUCCUUACCACAAGAGAGCACUCAAAUUCGGAGAAAUUGGAUGCUUUCUCAGCCACUACAGACUGUGGCGCGAAAUGGAAGACAGAGGUUACGAGCGUAUUAUGAUAUUGGAAGACGACGUCCGGUUUGCACCUGGAUUCGUACGAAAUUUAGCCGGUGUGCUUUCUGAGGCCGACACAAUCAAACCAGAUUGGGAACUAAUAUAUAUUGGAAGAAAGCGAAUGUCUAAACAUGAAAAACGUGUACCCGGAACAUCCAAAUUGGCUUUCCCCGACUACACAUACUGGACUUUGGGCUACCUACUGAAAAGAAGUGGUGCAAGGAAGUUGCUUGCGCAAGAUCCUUUGAGACGAAUGGUGGCUGUGGAUGAGUACUUACCAAUAAUGUUUGAUAGACACCCCCAGAAAGCUUGGUUGGAACAGUUCAAACCUAGGAAUUUGGUUGCCCUCUCUGCCGAACCACUGCUUGUCGAGCCACAGAGGUACACAGGCGAGAAGCACUACGUUUCAGACACAGAAGAUUCGGAAGUUUUACCAGAUAAGUGAUAUUCAAUUCAAAAAUUGUAGCAGUAUUGUACUUAGGUAUAGAUCAUUUUCGUCUUGCUACGACUUCUGCCCCGUGAAAUCCAAAUGGUUUUUGCAAACGCCAUUACUUGAAUUUUUGCCUGUAUUUUACUGCAAUA
Opisthorchis viverrini is the source of this 2204-nucleotide messenger RNA. RefSeq lists its product as hypothetical. The transcript has 2 exons. Gene Ontology annotation, molecular function: procollagen galactosyltransferase activity. The coding region runs from base 46 to 2067 and encodes 673 amino acids. Lineage: Eukaryota; Metazoa; Platyhelminthes; Trematoda; Opisthorchiida; Opisthorchiidae. The record is from RefSeq and is a predicted model, not a curated record.